CGGGCACAGCAUCUCCCACAACUCCAAACGCCACUACCACGACGCCUUCGUGUGCAUGAACCGCAUGCGGCAGCGCGGGCUGCUCUGCGACAUCGUCCUGCACGUGGCCACCAAGGAGAUCAAGGCCCACAAGGUGGUGCUGGCGUCGUGCAGCCCCUACUUCCACGCCAUGUUCACAAAUGAGAUGAGUGAGAGCCGCCAGACCCAUGUGACACUGCACGACAUCGACCCGCAGGCGCUGGAGCAGCUGGUGCAGUACGCCUACACGGCUGAGAUCGUGGUGGGAGAGGGCAAUGUGCAGACCCUUCUCCCUGCUGCCAGCCUGCUUCAGCUCAAUGGUGUGAGGGAUGCUUGCUGCAAGUUCCUGCUCAGCCAGCUGGACCCCUCCAACUGCCUGGGCAUCCGCGGCUUUGCUGACACCCACUCGUGCAGCGACCUGCUCAAGUCUGCCCACAAGUACGUGCUCCAGCACUUCGUGGAGGUGUCCAAGACUGAGGAGUUCAUGCUGCUGCCCCUCAAACAGGUGCUGGACCUCAUCUCCAGCGACAGCCUCAACGUGCCCUCGGAGGAGGAGGUGUACAGGGCCGUGCUCAGCUGGGUCAAACACGACGUGGACAGCAGGAGACAGCACGUGCCCAGGCUGAUGAAGUGCGUGCGGCUGCCACUGCUGAGCCGGGAUUUCCUGAUGAGCCACGUGGACACGGAGCUGCUGGUGCGGCACCACUCGGAGUGCAAGGACCUGCUGAUCGAGGCGCUCAAGUACCACCUGAUGCCCGAGCANAGUCCGGGGGUGCCCUUCCCUGACCGUCCUUCGGAACUUCCAGGUGCUGGGCUUGGAGAGGAGAGGAUCCCACAGAUCCCCAGGGAAUUGCAGGGCUCAGUGCAGGAGGACGAUGGGGAGAAGAUAAAACUUCCUCCUCCUCUUUGGGGGGAAGAUUAA
Zonotrichia albicollis (white-throated sparrow) is the source of this 940-nucleotide messenger RNA. NCBI's taxonomy places the organism in Eukaryota, Metazoa, Chordata, Aves, Passeriformes, Passerellidae. The record is from RefSeq and is a predicted model, not a curated record.